Bubalus bubalis (water buffalo) is the source of this 3294-nucleotide messenger RNA. It is a transcript of the gene NCLN, whose product is annotated as nicalin. Lineage: Eukaryota; Metazoa; Chordata; Mammalia; Artiodactyla; Bovidae. The record is from RefSeq and is a predicted model, not a curated record. Gene Ontology annotation, biological process: regulation of signal transduction. Gene Ontology annotation, cellular component: endoplasmic reticulum membrane. The transcript is spliced from 15 exons. The coding region runs from base 129 to 1817 and encodes 562 amino acids.
GCGCGGGCUGUCCCGCGCGGCGCCCGCAGGACCCCGGCGCCUACCCAUGCCGAGGUGAGUCCGCGGGAGCCACCGCCACCGCCGUUCCGACCCCGCCGCCGCCCCGCGCGGCCCCGCCGCCGGCCAGGAUGCUGGAGGAAGCGGGCGAGGUGCUGGAGAAUAUGCUGAAGGCGUCGUGCCUGCCUCUCGGCUUCAUCGUCUUCCUGCCCGCUGUGCUGCUGCUCGUCGCACCGCCGCUGCCCGCCGCCGAUGCGGCGCACGAGUUCACCGUGUACCGCAUGCAGCAGUACGACCUACAGGGGCAACCUUACGGCACGCGGAACGCGGUGCUCAACACAGAGGCGCGCACCAUCGACGCGGACGUGCUGAGCCGGCGCUGCGUGCUCGUGCGGUUGCUGGACUUCUCGUAUGAGCGCUACCAGCGCGCCCUGCGCCAGUCUGCCGGCGCUGUGGUCAUCAUCCUGCCGCGGACCAUGGCCGCUGUGCCGCAGGACGUAAUCCGGCAAUUCAUGGAGAUUGAGCCUGAGAUGCUGGCCAUGGAGACCAUCGUUCCCGUGUACUUUGCCGUAGAGGACGAUGCCUUGCUGUCCAUCUAUGAGCAGACACAGGCUGCCUCCGCCUCCCAGGGCUCCGCCUCCGCCGCCGAAGUGCUGCUCCACACUGCCACCGCCAACGGCUUCCAGAUGGUCACCAGCGGGGUCCAGAGCAAGGCUGUGAGUGACUGGCUCAUCACCAGCGUGGAGGGGCGGCUGACUGGGCUGGGUGGAGAGGACCUGCCCACCAUCGUCAUUGUGGCCCACUACGAUGCCUUCGGGGUGGCCCCGUGGCUGUCGCAUGGCGCGGACUCCAACGGGAGUGGUAUCUCGGUGCUGUUGGAGCUCGCCCGCCUCUUCUCCAGGCUGUACACCUACAAGCGCACGCACGCAGCGUACAACCUCCUGUUCUUUGCUUCCGGAGGAGGAAAGUUUAACUACCAGGGCACCAAGCGCUGGCUGGAAGACAACCUGGACCACACAGAUUCCAGCCUGCUCCAGGACAACGUGGCCUUCGUCCUCUGCCUGGACACUGUGGGCCGGGGUGACAGCCUCCACCUGCAUGUGUCCAAGCCGCCCAGGGAGGGGACGCUGCAACACGCCUUCCUGCGGGAGCUCGAGACGGUGGCCGCCCACCAGUUCCCCGAGGUGCGGUUCUCCAUGGUGCACAAGAAGAUCAACCUGGCCGAGGACAUGCUGGCCUGGGAACACGAGCGCUUCGCCGUCCGCCGGCUGCCCGCCUUCACCCUGUCCCACCUGCAGAGCCACCGCGACGGCCAGCGCAGCAGCAUCAUGGACGUGAGGUCCCGGGUUGACUCGAAAACCCUUACCCGAAACACGAGGCUCAUUGCUGAGGCCCUGACCCGCGUCAUCUACAACCUGACAGAGAAGGGAACGCCCCCGGACAUGCCAGUCUUCACGGAGCAGAUGCAGAUCCAGCAGGAGCAGCUGGACUCAGUGAUGGACUGGCUGACCACCCAGCCACGGGCCGCCCAGCUAGUGGACAAGGAUGGCACGUUCCUCAGCACGCUGGAGCACUACCUCAGUCGCUACCUGAAGGAGGUCAAGCCGCACCACGUCAAGGCCGACAAGCGGGACCCCGAGUUUGUCUUCUACGACCAGCUGAAGCAGGUGAUGAACGCCUACAGGGUCAAGCCAGCCAUCUUCGACCUGCUCCUAGCCGUCUGCAUUGGUGCCUACCUCGGGAUGGCCUACACGGCAGUCCAGCACUUCGACCUCUUAUACAAAACAGUUCAGAGACUGCUGAAGGCCAAGACGCAGUGACCAGGCUGCCAUCCCCGCCUCACCUGGAGGGCAGGGCCUCCCUCUCAGUGGCCGAAACCCUGAAUUACAGAGCUUUUCUGUGUUGCUCUUGAGGACUUGGGGGCUUCUUUCUCUUUUUUGUCCUUUGCGCUCCCCUGGAGGAGCUCGGUGGAGGUCUGGGGCCAGGCCACAGACUCGGGGACAAAUGUGUGGAUGAGCCCCCCACCCUGGAGUCAGCCCCAUGGCCCUGGGGCAUAAGCCAUGGCCAGGAAAGAGGAAACGCGCCCAGCGUGGCCUUGGGCAUCACCCCCGCCCAAGACGCUGACCCUGGACCUGGCAGUUGCAGGCCAAGGAAGUCGGGCCAGGUCACCCCCCAAACCCCCAGCCCUCCACCAUGCUGGCUCUGUUCUGACCUCUAGGCUGCCCUCGCAUUCCCCAACCACCCCACCCCCCACCCCCGGGGCUCUCCCUUCUUUCCUGUCUGGAGAGUGCGCUGCAGGGCCUCUGGGUCUCCGCUUCCCGGCCCUUCUGUCGCAGCCUUGUGCACCGCCUCCACACCCCCCAGCCUGGCUGAGGGCAGCCAGCUCAAGGGGCCGCCUCCGGACUCCCUGAAGCCCCUGGGGAGCUGGCGCCCUGGACACCCGGCACCCUCUCUGGCACCCUCUCUGUCGGCCCUCUCACCCUGCCUCUGGGUUCCUCGGCCCUGUCCCCUGCCCGGGAGCCCCGCCCACCCGGCCCCGCCCACCUCUUCUAGUCCUUGGGGGCUCCUGCUCAGCCUGUUCUCCUGAGGAGCCCUGGGGGCGGAGGCAGCCCAUCUGCCCCUGUCCGGGGGCCUCGGUUUCCUCAUGGGCAAGGGGGAGGUCGCAUUCAGGGGGAGCGUGUUCCCCCAUAUCCCCGGAGGGGACGUGGCCACAGGGGAGCUCUUCCUGGGACCUGAAGGGGGCAGGUCCAGGCCUGAGCCCCUGGGAAGGGGUGAGAUGGGGGAGGCGAGCAGGGCUGGGAGUGACCUCAGGGAGACCCAGGUGUAACCAUUCAUUAGCAAUAUAAUCAGUGACUUGUCCAGUGCUGGGGACUCAGGGUCCAGGCGGAGGGACUCCAGGGGCCUACUGGCCACCAGGGAACGCUCACCAGCCUUCCGAUUCCGAGGGGCCGGGGACUGGCUCCCCCCCGAAGCCACCUACCGCCCACUGGAGGGAACAGGUGACUAUUUGGCAGGCCUGGGAGGGGCAGCCGUCAGGGCUGCAGGUUCCUUAACCCUCCCUGUCCAGUGGCCCAUCUGCCUGACUGUUUACCCAGUGCCCGGCCCCCUCUAGGGCGAUGUGGGGCUGGUGGCCCACCCUUCCCCCGGGUGUGAAUGUGUGAGCCAGGGACCGGCUGGGGAUGCCAAGUGAGUGUCCUUCCUCCCCGGGGGGCAUGGUCAGGGCCACUGACUAGGUGGAGCUCAGGCUGCUUGUGGGAUGCGGCCAGACGAUGAGAAAUAAAGCCAUAACAAACCACA